Messenger RNA from Acanthopagrus latus (yellowfin seabream), 2155 nucleotides. It is a transcript of the gene sgta, whose product is annotated as small glutamine-rich tetratricopeptide repeat (TPR)-containing, alpha. The transcript has 12 exons. Gene Ontology annotation, biological process: post-translational protein targeting to endoplasmic reticulum membrane. The record is from RefSeq and is a predicted model, not a curated record. Bases 361 to 1440 code for a protein of 359 amino acids. NCBI's taxonomy places the organism in Eukaryota, Metazoa, Chordata, Actinopteri, Spariformes, Sparidae. Gene Ontology annotation, molecular function: protein binding; molecular adaptor activity. Gene Ontology annotation, cellular component: TRC complex; membrane.
AGUGGCAUUCUAUUGAGACUAGCUGAUGCCAGAUGACUCAACCGCAAUCCGAUUAAAACAUGCCUCGACGUUUCCAGCCGUGCUAAAUCUGGUUUUAACAUAUCUCUUCUAUGCACGGCGGCGUUAAACUGACAGAUUUUGAUUGGGGAUUCGUUCAAAAUUUACAACUGACAUGUAACCAUAGCUACACGUAAGGCAAGCGUACACGGUCUUUAGUUUUGUUGGCAUGCUAGCAUGCUAAGCUAAAAGUAACUAACCAGCUAACUUUGUUGAUGGAAAAUAAGUGGAAGUUCAGAAUGACCUCCUCAGAGCGGGUCUCUCUCCCUCAGUGACCACAGAGAGGUCGGAGCCUCCAUCACCAUGACAGACAACAAGCGUCUCGCCUUCUCCAUCAUCCAGUUCCUCCAUGAUCAGCUGCAGUCAGGGGAUCUGACCUCAGGCGCCCAGGAGAGUCUGGAAGUUGCUGUUCAGUGUUUGGAGACGGCGUUUGAAGUUUCGACCGAUGACCAGAGCCUCGCUGUCCCCAUGACGUUACCAGAGAUCUUCGCCUCAGCCACAGAGCAGUUUCCAGCAGAGUCGCAGGUAAACAACAACUCCACCCAGAACUCCCUCACUGAGGAGCAGAGAGCCGAGGCCGAGACACUCAAAACCGACGGAAACGACCAAAUGAAAGUGGAGAACUUCUCUGCUGCUGUUGAGUUUUACUCAAAGGCCAUCGCCAUCAACCCUCAGAACGCCGUCUAUUACUGCAACAGGGCUGCAGCGUACAGUAAACUGGGGAACUACGCUGGAGCGGUGCAGGACUGUGAAAAGGCCAUCGGCAUCGACCCAAACUACAGCAAAGCCUACGGCAGGAUGGGAUUGGCUCUGGCCAGCCUCAACAAACACACAGAAGCAGUCAGUUACUAUAAGAAAGCUCUGGAGCUCGACCCCGACAACGACACGUACAAAACCAACCUGAAGAUUGCUGAGGAGAAAAUGGACACAUCCAGUCCAACAGCAGGGAUGGGUGGAGUCGAUCUGGCCGGUCUGCUCAGUAACCCCGGCUUCAUGAACAUGGCGUCCUCUCUGAUGAACAACCCUCAGGUUCAGCAGCUGAUGUCAGGGAUGAUGUCAGGAGCGUAUGGUGGGAUGGGAGGAGGAGGUGGUGGUGGAGGAGCAGCAGGAGGAGCAGGACUUGGAGCUGGACUUGGAGGACUAGGAGCAGGUCUAGGAGGAGGACUAGGAGGAGGACUAGGAGGAGGACUAGGAGGAGCACCAGGUGCAGCACCAGGUGCAGCAGCACCCGGAGCUGCUGGAGCUGGAGAUUUAUCAGGACUAAUCCAGGCAGGUCAGCAGUUCGCUCAGCAGAUGCAGCAGCAGAACCCCGAACUCAUCGAACAGCUGAGGAGUCAAAUCCGCAACCGAACGCCCAGCGCUGGAAACGAGGAGCAGCCAUGACAUUCAGAUCCAGUAAAUCCAGUUGGACAGGUUUUGUGUGUGGAAGAGGAGAAGAGCUGAUUUGGAGCGUUUAUAACUCGAAGGACUAAAAGGAAGCUGUUUUUGUUUCUUUGUUCCAUCACUGAAUAUUUCCUGCACGAGAGAACGAGAGGCCUCCCGCUUCAUUCAGGAGCCACAUCACCAAAAUAAAACACACACUUCUGUGGCUCUGUGUGGUUUUGAGGAAGAACAUUUUGACUUUAACACUUUAAUAUCAAACACAGAUUCAUUGUAAUAAUAUUGUCACACUCUAAUAGGAACAUGGAUCCAGAUGAGUUCAAAACAGAGGCUUGAAAUUUCUUCUUAAAACUACACAGUGUAACUUUAAGGCAACUUUUUCUGUCCUAGGACCUUGUUUGUGUGUGUGCGAGAGAGUGUGUGUGACUCGGCCUACUUUUAGGGACAUAUUUCACAGCUGGGACAAAAGACGUGUCCUUGUUCGGAGAAAAGCUGAUGUUUGGGUCGGUGGUUGUAGUUAGAGUGAAUGUAAGUCCAUGUAAUGACCCUAAAAGGUCAAGGUGUGUGUGUGUGUGUGUGUGUGUGUGUGUGUGUGUGUGUGUGUGCGCGCACGUGUGCACGUGCACUGGUCGGUGACAUGGAGCUGUGAGGAGGCAGCGGGGAGGUGGAGGGCUGUUCAAACCGUCUGAGAAUUAAAAAGAGCAUCUCAACAUUUUAA